This is a messenger RNA of Fragaria vesca subsp. vesca, 393 nucleotides long. RefSeq lists its product as uncharacterized. Bases 1 to 393 code for a protein of 130 amino acids. Lineage: Eukaryota; Viridiplantae; Streptophyta; Magnoliopsida; Rosales; Rosaceae. The record is from RefSeq and is a predicted model, not a curated record. The transcript has 2 exons.
AUGGACCCAAAGUCAUCUCCUCCCAAUUCCAACACCACCGUUCCGGUGACCCAGGCACUGUGGGAAGCGAGGUCCCACAUGUUCGAGAGGCUCUUGGACCCACCAGUCGACGCUCCUCCGCAGAGCGAAUUGCUGAACAGGACUCCAUCACAGAGCAGGACUACAAUUUCUCUACACUGCUAUGCUGUUGAUACCACAACAAGGCCGCUCUUACUGGUCACUGCAUCUGUUGACAAAAUUGUCCUGAAGAAGCCAAUUAGUGUUGACAUUGACCUGGAAAUUGUUGGUGCUGUCAUUUGGGUGGGGCGGUCAUCUAUUGAGAUCCAACUAGAAGUUACUCAAUCCACAAAAGGUACUCUUAACUCUGUGGUACCUUUAGUUUUGAGAGAUUGA